GAAUUUUAGUCAAAUGUUUACAAUUUUAGAAAAUUUAUCAUUUUGAAUGACCCAUUGUUUUCUGUGAAAAAAAUCUAUAUAAUCAAAUCGAUAAGAUUAUUUUUGUUCCAAAAUUUAUGGAAUAAAAAGGCCAAAAUAAUCUUUGAAAUUUCAAAACGUAAUGGCAUAUGUUGAGUUAAAUGGUUUGUUUUGAUUCAAGUUUUUAUCAACAUUGCGACUUAUUGCAAUAAAUUGGGAGUUCACAAAGAAAUCGGUGGUGGGCACAAGUAGUAGAGAAUAAAGAAAAAUAUGCUUAAAAGCAUUUUAAUAUGUGUUUCAGCUGCUAUAAUAGCGACGAAAGCUUCUGAAGUGAUGGUGGAUUCACGGCAAAAUGCAUCAGAUAGAUUUUUUCCGGGAGAUUUUUGGUUUGGGACGUCGACAGCAGCUUAUCAAAUUGAAGGUGCUUGGAAUUUGGAGGGCAAAGGACCCAGUAUCUGGGAUGAAUUUACGCAUUCACAUCCUGAAAAAAUAGUUGAUCAUGGAAACGGUGAUGUCGCUACCAAUUCGUACGAGUUUUAUCUGGACGACGUGAAAGCAGUAAAAAAUCUUGGCAUGGACUUUUAUCGGAUUUCGAUUGCUUGGUCACGUAUUCUACCGACUGGUGAUAUAGCCAACAUAAACGAAAAAGGAAUUGAAUACUACAACAAGCUGAUCAACGCAAUUAUUGGUCACAAAUUGGAGCCAAUGGUAACGAUGUAUCAUUGGGACUUACCUCAAGACCUUCAAAAAUUCGGUGGCCUCACCAAUUCAAUCUUUAUAAGCUAUUUCGAGGCAUACGCCAAUUUACUAUACGAUCGCUUUGGCGAUCGUGUCAAAUAUUGGAUAACCUUCAAUGAACCAAGCGUCUUCUGCACCACGGGAUAUGGGUCUGACAAACAUGCUCCGGCCGUUAAUGCACACGGUGUUGGCGAAUAUUUGUGCGCCCAUAAUGUUUUGAAGGCACACGCCGUUGCAUACCGUUUGUAUAGGAGUUUUUACUACGAACAAUACAAAGGUCAAGUUGGAAUUACGCUUUGCUCUCAAUUUUUUUACUCCGAUUCAAAUGAUAUGCAUGCAGUGGAUCGGGCUAUGCAAUUUUCCCUUGGUUGGUUUGCUAACCCAAUCUUUUCUCUCGCUGGAAAUUACCCAGACGUUAUGAUAACGAGAAUAGCCAAUAAUUCUAUUGGAGAGGGACGUUCGUGGUCGCGAUUACCAUCGUUCACCGACAAGUGGAUUGAAACAAUACGCGGAUCUGCCGACUUUCUUGGACUGAACUAUUAUACCAGCCGCUAUGUUGAAGUCAAUCCGGAGCCGAAGGGUCUAUAUCCAUCUUAUGAACGCGAUUUAAAUUUGAAAAUGGUAAUAAAGCCCGAAUGGAAACCAAGUGCAUCAGAUUGGCUAUAUUCUGUGCCAAAAGGUGUUGGUGAUAUUCUGAGGUGGAUUAAGGAAGAAUAUAAUAAUCCAGAAGUAUUCAUCACUGAAAAUGGCUGGUCUGAUCACGGUGAACUCGACGAUAACGAUCGCAUAGCAUACUUACACGAUCAUCUGGAACAAAUUCUGGACGUAGUUUUGAAUGACGAGUCGAAUCUGAAAGGAUACACAGCUUGGUCCAUUAUUGAUAAUUUUGAAUGGGCUCAAGGAUACGCUGAAAAAUUUGGACUAUAUUCGGUUAAUAUGUCAUCGCCAAGGCGAGAGAGAACCGCUAAGAAAUCAGCAAAAUUUAUGGCAACGGUGGCAUCAACUCACCGAAUACCGGAAAUAAAUUGAUUUUUUAAAUGAUUAGUUUAAACAUUUACGUUAAAAUAAAAAACAUAACUUUUCAAUUGAUUAUGAAUGAAGAAAAA
Sitodiplosis mosellana (orange wheat blossom midge) is the source of this 1862-nucleotide messenger RNA. RefSeq names its product myrosinase 1-like. Gene Ontology annotation, molecular function: beta-glucosidase activity. NCBI's taxonomy places the organism in Eukaryota, Metazoa, Arthropoda, Insecta, Diptera, Cecidomyiidae. Gene Ontology annotation, biological process: carbohydrate metabolic process. The transcript has 6 exons. The record is from RefSeq and is a predicted model, not a curated record. Bases 289 to 1785 code for a protein of 498 amino acids.